CGUCACCUCGUCAUCAAACGUCGCCACAACCCGGAAGCGUCAGCACGCUAUUUUUCUGCGCCAUGAAGCCGGCUUGUAUUUGGUCGAUCAUGAUGCUUUAAGUCUUAAGAAAAGGAAGCGGUGUGUUUUGUUAUUGUGGUGAAUAAGAAGAGUGUUGCGUUAUGAGUUGUGGCUACGGGAGAGGAAGAGGAAGGAGAGGAGGAAGAGGAGGAGGAGGAGGAAGAGGAGGAGGAGAACGGUGGAGCUCCGACUGGGAAGCCCGGGAUGAGCAGCCUCGAGGCGGCGGAGGUCGGGGGAAACACCCGCCGCACCUGAAGGGCAGAGAGAUCGGACUGUGGUACGCCAAGUGGGGGGGAGUGAAGCGUGCAGAGGCCGAGAGGAAGGCGAGAGCCGUAGUGCAGAUGGACGAGUCGAGAGAGCAGCACAUCACACAACUGCUGAAUUCGGUCCAGAGAGAACCGUCUCGUGACUACGGGCCGUCCGUCCCUCCGCACCGGCAGGUGAAGCCGGAACCGAGCGGCCACAGCUACUUCGAUGGUGACGGCCCUUCAGAAGAGCCGCAGAAAACGGUGAAAGUGGCUAAAAUCGAGGCGGUGAAGGAAGAGGACGUGGAGAUAAAGCCUGAGAUAAAGCAGGAGCACGUCGAUCGAGAUCUGGAGUACCUGGUGCAGGAGAUCGGUCGAAAGCCUUCGCUGGAUGAAGAGCUGAAAAGUGACCUUCAGGACAAAAGACAGAACUCAAAAUAUCUGGAAAUGCUGACGUUUCGAGAGAAGCUGCCUUCCUACAGCAUGAGAGAGGAGUUGGUGAAGCUGAUUCAGGCCAAUCUGGUGGUGGUGGUGAGCGGAGAAACCGGUUGUGGCAAAACCACGCAGGUGACUCAGUUCAUCCUGGACCACUACAUCCAGCGUGGCAUGGGCUCGCUCUGCAGGGUGGUGUGCACACAGCCGCGACGCAUCAGCGCCAUCUCGGUUGCCGAGAGGGUGGCGGCAGAGAGGGCGGAGUCUGUGGGAGAGGGGAAGUCCUGUGGAUAUCAGAUCCGUCUGCAGAGCCGGUUGCCACGGAAACAAGGCUCGGUGCUGUAUUGUACGACGGGAAUUAUUCUUCAGUGGCUGCGCUCGGAUCCGUGUUUAUCCAGCAUCAGUCAUCUGGUUCUAGAUGAGAUCCACGAGCGCAGUCUGCACUCAGACGUCCUCCUCACCAUCGUGAAGGAUCUCCUGAGGUACAGAGACGACCUCAGGGUCGUGCUCAUGAGCGCCACGCUCAACGCCGACAAGUUCAGCAAGUACUUCGAUCACUGCCCCAUGAUCCACAUCCCGGGUCACACCUUUCCUGUGAAGGAGUACCUGCUGGAGGACGUGGUGGAGAUGCUCAGGUUCCGGCCGCAGCAGCAGGAUCGACGUCCACGCUUCAGGAGAGGAUUCAUGAACGGACAGAACGUACGGCCCGAGAAGCAGGAGAAGGAAUCGGAGUACAAGGAGAGCUGGCCGUGUUUCGCUCGCACGCUCAGAGACAGGUUUUCUGACAGUACCAUCGACACCCUGGAGAUGAUGGACGAGGACGACAAGAUCAACCUGGAGCUGAUCGUAGCGCUCAUCCGCCACAUAGUGCUGAACGAAGACGAUGGAGCCAUCUUGGUGUUCCUGCCUGGCUGGGACAACAUCAGCAGCCUGAAUGACCUGCUCCUGGCUGACCAGAUGUUUAAAUCUGAUCAGUUUGUGAUCAUUCCACUGCACUCCCUGAUGCCCACAGUUAACCAGACACAGGUUUUUAAAAGGCCACCUCCUGGCGUCCGGAAAAUCGUGAUUGCAACUAACAUAGCAGAAACCAGUAUCACUAUAGAUGACGUGGUGUAUGUGAUCGAUGGAGGGAAAAUUAAGGAAACUCACUUCGACACACAGAACAACAUCAGUACAAUGACGGCAGAGUGGGUGAGUCUCGCCAACGCCAAGCAGAGGAAGGGGCGCGCUGGCAGAGUGUCUCCAGGUAAAUGCUACCACCUGUAUAACAGCCUGAGGGCGAGUCUGCUGGACGGCUACCAGCUCCCUGAGAUCCAGCGCACACCGCUCGAGGAGCUUUGCCUGCAGAUUAAGAUCCUGAAAUUGGGUCCAAUCGCAUCAUUCCUCAGAAAGACUCUGGACCCGCCAUCAGACAGAGCCAUCGAGCUGGCUAUCACUCACUUAAUGGAUCUGAAUGCAUUGGACCGUAACGAGGAGUUGACUCCACUGGGCUUUCACCUGGCCCGUUUACCUGUGGAGCCACACAUCGGAAAGAUGAUUCUGUUUGGAGCGCUGCUCGCCUGCCUGGACCCUGUGCUAACCAUAGCAGCUAGCCUUAGCUUUAAAGACCCGUUCUCCAUACCACUGGGGAAGGAAAAACUAGCUGACCAGAGAAGAAAAGUCCUGUCCAAAAACACCAAGAGUGACCACCUGACUGUAGUCAACGCCUUCCGGGGCUGGGAGGAAGCCAAGCGGCGUGGUUACAGGUGCGAGCGGGAAUACUGCUGGGACAACUUCCUGUCUGCCAACACGCUACAGAUGAUACAGAACAUGAAAGGCCAGUUCGCAGAGCAUCUCUUGGCCGCUGGAUUUGUGAGCAGUAAAGACCCGAAACAUUCUGGGGCCAACAUCAACUCGGAAAACGAGAAGCUGUUGAAGGCUGUGAUUGUGGCUGGUUUGUACCCCAAAGUGGCCAAGAUUCGCCCGAGCCACCACAAGAAGAGACCCAUACCAGCAAAGGUGUACACCAAAGCUGAUGGGAAGGUCUGUAUACAUCCUAAAUCUGUCAACAGCGAGGAGUCGCAGUUCCACUACACCUGGCUCAUCUAUCACUUAAAGAUGCGAACCACCAGUAUCUUCCUGUAUGACUGCACCGAGGUGUCUCCGUUCUCUCUGCUCUUCUUUGGUGGUGAUAUCUCCAUCCAGAAGGAUCAGGAGCAGGAGACCAUCGCAGUGGACGAAUGGAUCGUGUUCCAGUCUCCUGCUCGCAUCGCUAACCUGGUCAAGAACCUGAAGAAGGAGCUGGAUCUGCUGCUGGAGGAGAAAAUCAAGCGGCCACGCCCCGUGGACUGGAGCGACCGAACCUCCAAAGACUGUGCCGUGAUCUCGGCCAUCAUCGACCUCAUCACCACGCAGGAGAGCGCCGUGUCUUCACACGAGCCGUAUCGGAAAAGCCGCCAGAGCUGGGACUAGAGCGCUUCACACCGAACGCUAACAGUUACUAUAAUACACACACGGUGCGAGAGCAAGAGAGACUCUUCACAGGUUCUCCUUAAAUCAUUAACACAUUUCACUAUAAACAUCAUAAUAAAGAAGGAAAGUUGGAUAAAA
Tachysurus fulvidraco (yellow catfish) is the source of this 3326-nucleotide messenger RNA. RefSeq names its product DEAH (Asp-Glu-Ala-His) box polypeptide 36 (gene dhx36). The transcript is spliced from 26 exons. NCBI's taxonomy places the organism in Eukaryota, Metazoa, Chordata, Actinopteri, Siluriformes, Bagridae. Bases 162 to 3188 code for a protein of 1008 amino acids. Gene Ontology annotation, cellular component: intracellular anatomical structure; cytoplasm; nucleus. Gene Ontology annotation, molecular function: G-quadruplex RNA binding; DNA helicase activity; ATP binding. The record is from RefSeq and is a predicted model, not a curated record.